This is a messenger RNA of Sungouiella intermedia, 3684 nucleotides long. The record is from the annotation of a GenBank genome assembly. NCBI's taxonomy places the organism in Eukaryota, Fungi, Ascomycota, Pichiomycetes, Serinales, Metschnikowiaceae.
AUGGCGUCGCUAUAUCUCGGCGUCUACCGCGCCAUCUACGACUACGAUGCGCGUGCCGAUGAGGAGUUGUCCAUUCACGCUGACGACUUGUUGUACUUGUUGGAGCAAUCCGAUGUGGACGACUGGUGGAAAGUCAAGAAACGAGUGUUGCCAGUGGGCGACGAGGAGGUGGACGAGCCUGUGGGUUUGAUUCCGCUGAAUUACAUAGAGGAGGCUCCUGUUGUCAAGAAAUGUACAGCAUUGUAUGACUAUGACAAGCAGACCGAAGAAGAGCUUUCGUUUAAGGAGGGUGAAUCCUUCAAUGUUUACGAUUUGAACGAUCCAGACUGGUUGCUUGUGGGAGACAGUGCCCGACAGGCAUUUGGAUUCAUUCCAGCCAAUUACGUUGAGAUUGGUGAGGGUUCAGCUGCGCCAGUAGCUGCUCAGGCGGCUCCAGCAGCUACUGGAGCUUCAGUGGCGGGCUAUCAGGCCCCUGUGCCAAUUUCCAACUUUGCUCCGCCUCCACAGCGUCAGGAUCGUAUUCAAGGAACGCAAAACGUGGAGGAAUCAGUGGAGCGCGUUGAUGUGGCCUACGACGAGGAGGAAGAAGAUGAGGCUCCACCUCCUAUGCCUCUGAGACCUACAAACACAGGGCCACAAGCGGAGUCUGGCAAUGGAGAUGAAGUAGUGAGAAAUGUGCCAAGACCAGUGGAGACUCAUCAGACCGGCAACUACGAGCAGGAGGAAGACGUAGAUAAACAGGAACACAGUUUCGAUGGUGAGUAUUUCAGAUGGUACAUUGACGAAUUGGACGGCCGCAAGAAGCGUGCAGUGGUCCUUUCUGUUGGCAAUGGCUUAAUCAUUUUGAAACCAAACCCCAAGAAGCUGCGGAUGCGGUCUGCAUCGUCACUCGACAAUAACUGGCGAAUCCGUGAUAUGGUGGAGUACAAUCAUGAGAAGAAACAUGUAUUUUUAGAGUUCAAGAACCCUAGUGCAUCGUUGGAGUUGCAUGCUGGUUCCAAAGAUGUGGCUGAGGCCAUUGUGGCUGUUCUUGGAGAUUUGAAGGGCGCCGAACAAGCCAAAGGCUUGAAGGAGGUUGCAAGAGCGUCUCUGACGAAGACGGACGCUAAAAACAGAAGAGUGGGUCGCUUGCUCUAUACGUUCAAGGCUCAGAGCCACGAUGAAUUGAGCUGUAAAGAAGGUGACGAAGUGUACAUUGUUGAUCUGAGUAAAUCCAAAGAGUGGUGGAUGUGUGAGAGAACCUCUGAUGGAAAGCAAGGUGUCGUUCCUUCGAGUUACAUUGAGAUUGUGGGAACUACUAACCUAGACAAGUUGACUGAUGGAGUUCAGAGGAGAAAGUCCGAGCGGGCUGGAUCUACCAAGGGUCGCGUUGUCGACCUGGGCUCAUCCAAAAAGAAACAUCAUCGGUACUCAAGAGAUGAGAGAGACAAAAUUAGAGAAAGCGACAGGGCCAAACGUGACCGUGCGGAUAGAACCGCUGCAGAUGAUAAAAACAUGCCCAACUUUCACCGUGUGCGGACAUGGAUCGACAGCUCGGGCUCUUUUAAGGUUGAGGCAGAGUUUUUGGGUUGUGUGGAAGGUAAAAUUCACUUGCACAAGACCAAUGGAGUCAAAAUUGCUGUUGCUGCCACCAAAUUGUCCAUCGAGGACUUGGAGUAUGUGGAGAAAGUCACUGGAACUUCUCUACAACUGUACAAAGACGAAGUCUUGCGUCAAACGGCAAAGAAGAAGCUGUCUGGUGCUCGCCAUGAAGGCGAAUCCAAACCCACUUCUGUUCCUGCUGUUGAGCCUAAAGAGACUCCAAACAGACCAAGGCUGGCUACUGCGGCAAUCAAUGAUGUUCCCCCUCCAAAGCCAGACAGAUCAAAGUCAACUGCGAUGACUGUUGGAGAGCCAGACUACGAUUGGUUCGAAUUCUUUCUUCAGUGUGGUGUGGAUAUCGGCAAUUGUCAGCGUUACCUGAUUAACUUUAGUAAGGAGCAGAUGGAUGAGUCUAUUCUUGAAGAUAUUACACCUUCACUUUUGAGAUCACUCGGUUUGCGUGAAGGUGACAUUUUGCGGGUUAUGAAACACUUGGACGCGAAGUUCGAUCGUAAGAAACCUGUUGAGAGUGAGGCUCCUUCAGGUAGCUUAUUCACUGAACCAACUGGUGCAUUAAAGAACAACAGCACAACAGAGGUGUCCAAGAUCACCGCAAGUGCGCUUCCAGAUCCUUCUCCUAGAAAGGAGGUACAAGAUCCUAUUGGAUCCGGUACCGCUUCUAAGUUCGAAGAUGAUGCAUGGGCUGUUAAGCCAGCUGCCCGUUCUAACGAAGAUCUCACCAGAACUACCUCGCGGCCACAGUACACUGGCUCCUUGCAGGAUCUCGUGGACAUCAAGCCUUUGGAAGCCAACAAGCCUCCGCAGACUCCAGAGAAGGACGCACAUCUUAGACCGGCUCAAGUUGCCUCAACACCUUCUGCUCCUGCAAUGACCCCAGUGAAGACUGGAACAUUGAUCCAACCCAAUCAGCAGUUCUCAGUGCAAAAGACGGGGUCGAGCACUCAGCCAUUGGUGGCAUCAAGUACAGGAGGGCUCAUUCCAGUUCGUACUGGUGGUUUAAUUCCUGUUCAGACCGGUGGACUCAUUCCAGUUCAACCAACUGGAUUUAUUCCUAUCACUGCUCAGCCCACAGGCUUUGUUCCAAUCCAAGCUACUGGGGGAAUUCUUCCUCAGUUGACGUUUGGUAUUGUGCCAUUGCAGACUGGCACACUGACUUUCACUGCCCAGAAGACAGGCCCUCAGACCGUCCCACCAACGACAUUUGGCCAAAUGCCUAUGCAACCAACGCAGUCAUUUGUCCCCUUGCAAACAGGUAAUGUCACCAUGCCACAGACUACUUUCAACCAGCCUAUUGGUGGCGACCAGGUAAUGGGUGGAGCUUAUCCUCCAAUCUCGGGCCAGGCCACUGGUGGACUUGCCAAUACGUUUGUGCCGCAAUCCACAUUUGGCAAACAAAUCACUGGUGGGUUUAUGCCGCAGCCAAGUUUCGGUAACCAAGCUACUGGUGGAAUGCCACCAACUUCUUUUGGCAGCCAAUUUACCGGUGGAGCAAUGCCACCAACCUCUUUUGGAAGUCAAAUUACUGGAGGAGCAAUGCCGCCGACCUCAUUUUCACAACAGGCUACUGGAGGAAUGAUGCCGCAAACCUCAUUUGGCAAUCAGGCCACAGGUGGUUAUAAUACCCAGAGUAUGGACCAAAUGACCAGUAUGUUUCAGAACACCUCUGUAGGUGGGGCAUAUCAGCCACAGUCUAAUGGUUUCCAACAGUCAUUUGGUCAGCAGCCUACAGCUUCAUUUGGCCAGCAGCCUACGUUUGGUCAGCAGCCUACGUUUGGUCAGCAGCCUACGUUUGGUCAGCAGCCUACGUUUGGCCAGCAACCUACUACUUUUGGCCAAUUCGGACAGCCACAAUUUGGCCAGCAGCCACCAAAUUCCUUUGGCCAGCAACCGCUGACUUCUUUUGGACAAAUGCCUACUACAAGUUUUGGCCAACAGCCUCAAUUUGAAGGCUUUGGAACCCAACCCUUGCAGUCGCAGCCAACGGGCCAGGGAUUCGGAAACGCUCCUCAAUUGCAAUCCCAACAAACAGGAAGGAGAGCAAACUUGCAGGCUGCCACUGCAGACAAUCCAUUUGGAUUCUAG